Molecule: messenger RNA, 2724 nt
Organism: Melampsora larici-populina 98AG31
Lineage: Eukaryota; Fungi; Basidiomycota; Pucciniomycetes; Pucciniales; Melampsoraceae
Exons: 3
Coding region: 1-2724 (907 amino acids)
Source: RefSeq, a predicted model, not a curated record
AUGGCUUCUAACGCUCAAGUUCCUUGUGACUGCCCUCAUACCUGCAAAAAGGAUGGCAGAGAGUUUUGCUAUAUUGCACGACGUACUCGUAUACGCCAUCAAGAACUCACUGCACAACUUGGCAUGCAAGCUGAAGACGAGCGGCCUGAAUACACUUCUACUACAUCCAUCAAUCAAGAGAUUGUGUCUCAAGCACCUUCACCGAUUGAAAUCAGUAACCUGCUACUUAAUUAUAAUACUCAUCUUCUUUCAAAGCUUUCUAUACAUAAUGAAGCAGACGAUACAAAAGAUUCAGACCUCAUGGAUCUUAAGCAAGCCUUGAUGGUUUGUACUGCAUUACUCCACAGUACAGCAGUAAGCCGUACAAAAAUUGGCCACAUCAUUAAGUUUUUAAACAACAUCAUCAAAUAUACUGUAGACCUAUCUGGAAGGAAGGAUGAUUGGAAAGAAAGAUUUGUCCUACCACUAGAUAUUCGUUCAAUCACAAACCAUCUGGGUCUGGAACCAGUUCUCUUUCAAACAAUCUGCUGUCCCGGUUGCUAUUCUCAGUACAGCAUCACCGACCCAAUCAGGAUAUGUUUACAAAAGGAGACCCCACGAGCUAAGAGGUGUGAUACAAAUCUUCGAGGGGUUAAAGACAAGCCAAUACAAAUGUAUUCGACCCAGUCUCUCAUUGCAUGGAUCUCAAAAUUAUUACAACAUCCAGGAAUCGAGACUGCGCUGGAGUUGUGUGUUAGUCAUGUCUCUCCCAACGACGGCCAAUAUAUUCCCGCCUCUAAGAAAGUCGCAGGCUUUGGAAGUCAUUCAGCUAAUUUUCCCUGUGCAUACUGCUACAUACCCAAGACAAGUCUACACGAUGUAGACAUACAUAAGUACAAAAAAAGGACCAAGGAGGGACAUCGAGAAGAGUCGCAAGAGUGGAAAAAAGCAGGAACAAAAAAGUUGAAAAAUGAAUUGUUCUCAAAGAACAGUGUAAGAUGGGCUGGACUCAACGAUCUUGAAUACUGGGAUCCAACCAAGAUGAUCAUUCUGGACUUGAUGCACAACCUCGCAGGUAUCAUAGAAUAUCACAUCAGGGAAUUGAUGGAGCUUGAAGAGCCCUUGUUAAUUAGCCGUGUUCAGAAGGCAAAGAAAGAUCUUCGAGGAGAUCGGGAAUUACUGGAGGUUCGACAGAGGGAGAAGAAAACACAAAGGCACCAGGAUAACCUCAAGGAUGAACUAGAUGGGCUUGGAGCGGAAGCCGAAGAAUUCGAUAUUAUCCUUGAUAUUGAGGCUAUCGAGAUGGAAGGGGAGGACAUAGACAUGAUUUUGAUAGAGAACAAAAACAAUCUUGUUUCUACACUUGCCAACGAAGAUAUCAUAAUUCCUGACGCUACAAUUGACGAUGGUACAAGUUCUGAUUUGAGUUUCCACCCGGAAGAAGAGGCUGGUACUGUCUCUAGUGACGACUCCAUAGUUGAUGAUGAUUAUGAAAGUAGAAGUGAGGAUAGUCUGACUAUAGGAUCUGACGAGCUUGAAAACGCGAAGGAGGCAUUGCAACGUCUCAAAAACUUCCAAAAAGCAAUGACGGAAGUUGUAGUGCCUGCAUGGAUUGCUAGACCACCGUACAAUUUCGGAAACCCUGCGCACGGAAAGCUCAAGUUUGACACUUGGUUCAAGAUCUUUCAAAUCUUCCUUCCAUUAGUUGCAGCGGAUGUCUGGGAUCCAAAAACGUCACCUGCGGAGUUCGAAAAUCUUCAAGACCUAGUGGCUAUGACGAGACUCCUCACCAGUAAAAAACAAAGUACAAAGCACUCUGAUGCUUUACGUCACUUCAUUCCUAAAUAUGUCAAGGGGAUUCAGGACAUAUACCAGCACUGCGAGGUGAAACCAAAUCACCAUUAUUCCCUUCAUUAUCCUGAUAUCAUAGAUUACUCCGGACCAUCUGCAAGCUUGACAGCUUGGGCAGGGGAGAGAGUUAAUCAUCAACUGGCUAAAGUCCGUACAAAUAAGCAAAUGGCCACGAUGAGCACAACCAUGAUCAAGCAGGUGGUGCGGCACCACAAUCUAUGCCUUCUUCUCAAGACAUCCUCUAGAAUGAAGCCAGGUCUUUUGAAAAGCACAUUUGAGGCGUUGUUGCCCUUUGCUUCAGAUACAGAUUUCAUUUCGAAAGAGGUCAAAGAAGCCCCACAUCGACAAAAAAAACUUGACCAUGAUCUUUACUUGAUAUUCUAUGACAUGUGCUGUACUUUGGAUAGGUACAAGUGGCAAGAUGCAGGUCAAUUUCCCCUUGACCUUGCUACACCAGUCCUGAGUCCACAGGCAACUCCCCAUAUCAGUUUGGCAUGGAAUGGAAAGCGAGUUUCAACCUUCAAGCACCACGAAGGGAAUAGCUUAGUUCAAAUCUAUAGUCCGCUGUACAAGAAAAUUUUCUUUGGUUCGAUUUACAUCAUCUUUACUCAUACUCGUUCUGACAAUCUACGGAUCCAGACGGAGAGUUAUGUCGGCAUUAACAUAUUUCCAGAGCUUUCUGUGAGAGAUUCAUCAUACUCACCGUAUCUUUCCCAUACAUUUGCUAAGGCAAAUAUACACUUGAGAUAUGAGAAGUAUUCUUCAAAUUCUCUUAUUUGUAGACUGACCGAUAUAAGAUCUCAUAUUGCUAUCCAUAGGAAAGCUCCAGGAACUUAUGGUAUCUCUGAAGGCACCGUGGCAAUUGUCACACUUGAGGAUAUCACAGCCUUGUAA